AUGGGUAGCAAUCAAAAAAGUACUUAUUCAUUCAAGUUCAGGAAUCCAAAGCUAGGUUUGAUUAAGGGGUUGAUCUCAGAUGUGAAAAAAAUCAGAAGGAACAACUUUUGUGUUGAGUAUGGUGACCUGUUAACUAUCAUGAACACCGAGGUGGAUGCUUGGGCCAUUUUCACUUUGGCACAAUUCUAUGAUCCUCCCUUGCGGUGUUUCACAUUCCAGGACUUCCAGUUGGCGCCAACAUUGGAAGAGUUCUCACAUAUAGCAAACAUUGGUAUCAAGGAUGAAGUCCCUUACACCGGUCUAGGGGAAUUUCCUACACAUCAACAAAUAGGUUCAGCUAUACGUCUAGAUAAAGCGGAAGUGAAAGCUAAUCUUGGACCAAAAGGAGGCACUUCAGGUUUCACUUUGAAGUUCUUAGUGGGAAAAGCUUCAGAUUUCAAAAGUAAAGAAGAUUGGGUCGCUUUCAAUGCUGUGUUAGCCUUGAUACUCUAUGGGAUUGUCUUGUUCCUGAACAUUGAUGACUUCGUGGACAUGACUGCUAUACGCAUUUUCUUGCUCAAGAAUCCCAUUCCCACCUUGCUUGCAGAUGUUUAUCACUCUAUCCAUUGGAGAAAUGAGAAGAAGGGGGGGAUGAUCCAGUGUUGCGCUCCUUUACUGUAUAAAUGGUUCUUAUCUCACUUACCAAGCGAAGGGCCUUUUAUUCAGAACAAGGAUAAUCUCAAGUGGUCUCAAAAAAUCAUGUCUCUCACUGCCAAUGACAUCACCUGGUACUCUCGUGUUUAUGAUGAUGUGGACAUAAUCGUCAAAUGUGGCAACUUCCAUAAUGUGCCACUCAUAGGAACUCGAGGUUGCAUCAAUUACAAUCCUGAGCUUGCUAUGCGGCAACUUGGGUUUCCUAUGAAUGACAAACCAGAAGACAAGUUGUUAGAAGGUUUCUUGCUAGGAGAAGGAGUGAAGGACUUUGAUCUGGUGAAGAGGAUAGGUCGUGCCUGGACUAAAGUUCGUAGAGAAGGAAAAAGGGAGCGUGGAAAGAAGAAUUGUAUAGCUAGAGGGCCAUAUACAAGUUGGGUCCAAGCCAGAGCUUCUCAAGACAAACUACCAUACCCUUAUGAGCCUCCAAUGCAUACAAAUCCUCCAGAACCUACUCACGUCACUAUGGAGGAAGCUAAAGAGCUCAAAAAAACACAACUUCAAGCAAAUGUGGAAAGGACUGAUAAGGAGGAAUAUAAGAGAAAAAGAGUCAAACAGGGGUUAGAUCAGGCUGAGAGCUGCUUGAAUACCGUCAAAAGCCAACUGAAAGAGGCUGAGAGGGAUUGUCGUGAGAAAGAGAAAUGGUGGAAGCUCGCCACAAAACAAAAAAAGGAGAUAAGAGAGACGCUUGAGGUUGAGAUAGCCAACCUCAAUGUUUCACUCUUUGAAUCAAAAGAAAGGGAAGAACGAGAACGCCGCAGUAAAGAGAGUGCUAUGGCUGCUACUCAGGUUACACCUGAAAUGUGGAAUGGAAAGUGCCAGGAGGUUGAAAAUGCUAAUGAGUGGGAACGAUACUGGAGAGGCCGACAUGACUCUUUGCUACAAGAAGGUGAAGAUUGGAUGAACGCAAGAGAAAAUGUGAAUGCUAGUUUGGCAGCCUGCGAGGAAACCAUCCAGUUUUUACAUGAACAAAGAAAUGAGUAUCGAGACAAGUUUGCCAGUUUGAUAGACUUCUGUAAUGGCAUGGCUACAAAUGUGCCUUUGAUGUUAAGAUGUGCUUUGGAAGACAUAGACAAUGACAACAUCCCUCGUUCAGUGACUGAAUUUAUUUAUCUUUGUGAAGACAUGAUAAAAAGGUUCAAAGGAGAGUUGGAAGAUCUCAACAAACAGAAGCCUGCAGUUUGA
Molecule: messenger RNA, 1875 nt
Organism: Lathyrus oleraceus (garden pea)
Lineage: Eukaryota; Viridiplantae; Streptophyta; Magnoliopsida; Fabales; Fabaceae
Exons: 2
Coding region: 1-1875 (624 amino acids)
Source: RefSeq, a predicted model, not a curated record